Anthonomus grandis grandis is the source of this 1665-nucleotide messenger RNA. RefSeq names its product transmembrane protein 53-B. Bases 323 to 1297 code for a protein of 324 amino acids. Lineage: Eukaryota; Metazoa; Arthropoda; Insecta; Coleoptera; Curculionidae. Gene Ontology annotation, molecular function: serine hydrolase activity. The transcript is spliced from 7 exons. The record is from RefSeq and is a predicted model, not a curated record.
AUCGAACCAUUGGCACGUCACACAACAUGGAAAAAAAUUAUUAUUUAAUAAUUUAAUUUCAUUUUACUAGUUACUUAGUCCUGCAAAUGUGAACCGUGUAAGGUGGUACUACAAUUUAAAUGGGCCAUAAUUAACGCUAUAAGGGCAAUUUUCUUGGGUGACAUUAAUCAUUUCUUUACAGUUAUUUUAAAUAAAAGUGAGGUGCCAUUGUACUGAGGAGCCAUAGAAAUAAUUAGUAAUUACUACUUUUUCUGCUUUGUUAUAUAAAUAAGCUUGGCUAGGCCUUAGGACUAUAAAGAAGCUAGUGCGCAAUUUUGUUAAGAUGUCGUUUUCCCAUAUGGCUCGUUUCCUGAAACAGGGCUUCCAAAACCUCAGCAGAGGUAACAUGAAAAACUCCCAGAAAUUUCUCUUGGGUUUCAUGAUAAUGCCAGUCCGUAACAUAUCGUGCCUCGAAAUAAACAAGAACCUGUCCCUACUGUCCAACGAGAAAAUAGACACCACCGUGACCAAUUUUAAGUUGAACCAACCCCAGGAGAACCCGUUGGUCAUUCUUCUUGCCUGGAUGAUGGCUAAGAAGAAUCACACGAGAAAAUAUGCGGAUAUUUGGAUCCAGAAGGGGUUCGAUGUGUUAUGUGUCACCGUAAGCCCUUGGCAGUUUUUAUGGCCCGUUAAAGGCACCCAAUUGGUCGCUUUAGACAUCCUGAAAUUCAUAGAGCAAAACGAGAGCUACGCCCCCAUUGUCCUGCACGGUUUUUCAGUGGGUGGUUACCUGUGGGGCGAAGUCAUGGUGCACAUGUCCCAAGACAAAGAAAGAUAUCAAGCGUUUUUGGACAGAUUUGCUGGACAGGUUUGGGACAGUGCAGCAGACCUAACGGAAAUCCACAAGGGGGUGCCGCCCGCGGUCUUUCCCAGGAACAAAGUGAUGGCCAAAGCGCUCGGUAAAUAUAUCCUGUAUCACAUGAAAACCUUUGAUAAAGUAGCGACAAGGCAUUAUGUGCGAUCGAGUCAGAUGUUUCACACUAACAUGUGCAGGGCGCCUGCGUUAUUUUUGAUUAGCAAAACUGACCCCAUCGGCGCCGUCGAUUCCAAUCAAAGGGUGAGGGAAAGUUGGGAAAGUAUGGGCAUGAAGGUCGAUUGGAAGGUGUUCGAAAAAUCCGCCCACGUAGGACACUUCCGAAAAUACCCCAAAGAGUACGUGGCCGAAAUUCAUGACUUUUUAACCAAUAUCAACAUGAAUAAGGAUGUGAGACAGAAAGAGACCGAGAGACCUACCGAUAAAAUUAAAAUCAAUCAAUAGGAGUAUUUAAGAUAGGUUAUAGGCAUAUGGAUCAUUAUUUUAACCGGUAAUUGUUUAUUUAUUGUUUUAAUUGGCCUAAUAUACUGUGAUAGAUGUAAAAGUAAUAACAAAAUUGAUUGGUCAAAUGAAGGCAUGUUCUGUUUUUUUAUUUUGUUGCAUUUUUGCCCAGAAAGACAAGAUGCUUUUUUUAUAUUUAAUUUAGGUUUAUAUUGCUGGCAGGGUUAAAUGAUUAUUCUAGAUAGAAUUUUCCUAUCAAAUAUUUAUAAUGGUAAUGAACUUUAUAAGUAUCAUUUAUAUUAACUUUAGUUCUAAGUAACCAAUUAUUUUUAAUUUUAUAUUAAGUUGAUAAUAUAGCAUAUUUCCUUCAA